AUGCGGGACCGUUCUCAUGGUGCCGCCGCCUCAUCACUCAAGCGGCAUGCUUCUCCUCCUGAAGCCACCGAAGAAAGAAAGAGAAGAAAGACGAAAAAAGACGAUAUGGAUAGUUGUGCUAAUGAUGACGCAAAUGAUCAGUCUCUCCAUACAAUCGAUGGCGACCGCUUGGCCGAAGAUCUCGCACAGGAGCUGCAAUGUGGAUGCUGCUCUGGACUCGUAUACAAGCCUGUUGUCGUGGUACCAUGUGACCAUUUCUUCUGCGGAAGUUGCUGCACGCUCUGGGUGAAGAACGGCGGAACAAACUGUCCUGCUUGCCGUAGCGUCUCUACUGUAGUUAUGCCAUCACGAGCGCUUCAAUCUAUGGUAGAUGUCCUUCUCCGAGCUGCGCCGCACUGUCAAAGAAGUGAGCGAGAACGCAUGCAGGCUGACGAAAUUUAUCCAGUCUGUCGUUCUUUCAGAAUCCCGGCGCCGAGAGAACCCUCCCCAGAUCCAGUCAUCCCAACCAACACAGAUUUCUUGCAGCCCUGCCCUCAUUGCUCACCAAAUAAUCCCUACCGCUGGGCAUGCCCAAGGCCCGUUGCAGACCCGGUUAAUGACCCUGAUAAUGCAUGGCGUUCGGAUUCCGGGACUCCUCCAGGCCAUGGUUUCUGUGGCAAUUGUGAGGUGCUCUUGGCCUUAAGGGCACCAUCGACGACUCGUUGCGACUUCUGUCAGGUCUCCUUCUGCGGCAUCAGUGUCCAAGGACGCUGUGUCGCUCUCGACAUACCGGCACAGAGCCCACACGGCAUGGCCGACGUCCUUGAUCUCAUUCAGAGCCCCGAGAUUUACGAUUGUUUUGAAGGGAAUACCGUUGAAGUUGAACUCAUGCUAGACUAUAUGACAACGCAACGCCUCACUCCAAAGCAAGUAUAUCGACAGAUUGCUGCGCAUAUCCAGUCUCAGCCGGAAGGCUUCCGCCCCCUCAUCGAGCAAGAUUUGUUCAUGGACAUGCAUGCAGUUCCGCCCGCAGCUGAGUCUGAGGCAAAUGCCCCACGUCGACUCAUCUGUCGCCUCUGUGCAGCGGAGGUAUUCCUAUAUGGUUUGCGCGACUGGUGGGUUCGCGAACGCCAUAAUGCUGUUCGUGAUGGCAUCCUGGAGGCAAGGAAAGACUGCCCUGAAGGAGGAUCGUGCACCCGUAUAGAGGAUCCUGGUUAG
Fomitiporia mediterranea MF3/22 is the source of this 1197-nucleotide messenger RNA. RefSeq lists its product as uncharacterized. Lineage: Eukaryota; Fungi; Basidiomycota; Agaricomycetes; Hymenochaetales; Hymenochaetaceae. Bases 1 to 1197 code for a protein of 398 amino acids. The record is from RefSeq and is a predicted model, not a curated record. Gene Ontology annotation, cellular component: nucleus. The transcript is spliced from 6 exons. Gene Ontology annotation, biological process: protein ubiquitination; ubiquitin-dependent protein catabolic process; mitotic cell cycle checkpoint signaling. Gene Ontology annotation, molecular function: metal ion binding; ubiquitin-protein transferase activity.